UUAUUUGAAUUGCCCUAUUGUUUUGGAUAAGUAAACAAACGCACAUAAACAAAAACAAUUAUCAACGAAUUUCUAUAAACAUUGAAAGAAAUCCCUCCCUGAAAAAUGUCUGACGAAGAAGAUGAUUACAUGUCUGAUAAGUUUUUAGCUGGUUUGCAGGAGGUACGUCCCAGUCUUAUAAAUAAUAGAGCAAAAAAGCGUCAAGUUGAUAUGGAAGUAAAACAUAAGGAAUACAAUAAGAAACAAAAAGAAUUAAAAUAUUUAUCUGCAGCUGCUGUGGAUAACGACAGGCUACAGCAGGCUUUAAGCAAACCUUUGGCACAGGAAAACGAAGGAUUUAAAUUGUUGACUAAAAUGGGCUAUAAACCAGGACAAGCUUUAGGAAAACCUGUCAAUAAUGAAGAAACCUCCUGCUCAAAUUUACAAACAAAUCGUUUGAUAGAACCCAUAGGCAUCACAUUAAAAACAGAUCGUCAGGGUUUGGGUAGAGAAGCAGCUCUUCAAGAAUUAAAGCAUAUGCGAACAAAAAUUCUCCAAGAACGUCUAAGAAAAGAAGCUGGAGGAGCAACAAGUAUUGAAGAUUUUCGUCGUAGAACAAAUCAAAAACAUGAAGAAAAAUUUGUACUUCAUGCUUUAAGACGUUGUCAAGUGACUUGUGAAAACUUGGAUCUGGAAAUUAGACUAGAGAAACCCGAAUUGCCUUGGUUUUGGCCGGAAAGAAAAAAAGAAACGGAGGAUGAGCUGGAAGCUGAAGAAGAAACUAACAAGGAAGAAGAUAAAGAUAAUGAACAGGAACUUGAGGAGGAAGAGUUUACUAAUCAAGAGAAAUUAGAAAUGUUAACAAACUAUGUACGGACUUCAUAUCUGUUUUGUUAUUGGUGUGGUGUGCGUUAUAAUGAUAUACAAGAUUUAAAUGACAAUUGUCCAGGUCUAACUAAAGAUGAACAUUAAGCCAAAUUUAUUUGGUUCAUGAAAAAUAUAAUGGGAAGCAGUUACAACAACUAAACUAAUUUUGUAAUUUUGUACAAUAAAUCAAAUAAUCUAAUAUUGUCUGUCAGGUA
Molecule: messenger RNA, 1061 nt
Organism: Lucilia cuprina (Australian sheep blowfly)
Lineage: Eukaryota; Metazoa; Arthropoda; Insecta; Diptera; Calliphoridae
Product: G patch domain-containing protein 11-like
Exons: 2
Coding region: 106-951 (281 amino acids)
Cellular component (GO): kinetochore
Molecular function (GO): nucleic acid binding
Source: RefSeq, a predicted model, not a curated record